Messenger RNA from Durio zibethinus, 1593 nucleotides. RefSeq names its product chalcone synthase-like. The record is from RefSeq and is a predicted model, not a curated record. Gene Ontology annotation, biological process: polyketide biosynthetic process. Lineage: Eukaryota; Viridiplantae; Streptophyta; Magnoliopsida; Malvales; Malvaceae. Gene Ontology annotation, molecular function: acyltransferase activity, transferring groups other than amino-acyl groups.
AAGAAGUGGUUGAGGGCUUAAGGCUAAUAGCAUUGGCUCAUGCACGUGAUUCUCAGGUACCCGCCUCUUAAUCUUAUUUAUAGCACCAAACGCUUUGCAAACUUAAUUUGUAACACUUCCUUCUACCACUCAUAGUAGCUAGUCCAAUACCAUCAGCAGCACCACCACCAGUUCCGCCAUCGGCUGCUGGGUUGUUUUCUUUGAAGAGAAAAAAAUGGUGACCGUCGAGAAAGUUCGUAAGGCUCAACGUGCCGAAGGGCCAGCCACCGUGUUGGCGAUCGGCACGUCAACUCCACCAAAUUGUGUUGACCAGAGCACAUACCCUGAUUACUAUUUCCGUAUCACAAAUAGUGAGCACAAAACUGAGCUGAAAGAGAAAUUCAAGCGCAUGUGUGAAAAAUCCAUGAUCAAGAAGCGAUACAUGUACCUGACAGAAGAGAUUCUGAAAGAAAACCCCAAUGUAUGUGCAUACAUGGCACCUUCACUUGAUGCCAGGCAGGACAUGGUGGUGGUUGAGGUUCCAAAACUAGGCAAAGAAGCAGCCACCAGGGCCAUUAAGGAAUGGGGACAGCCCAAGUCCAAGAUCACCCACCUUGUCUUUUGCACCACCAGUGGUGUGGACAUGCCUGGGGCUGACUACCAGCUCACCAAGCUUUUAGGCCUCCGCCCAUCGGUUAAGCGACUUAUGAUGUACCAACAAGGUUGCUUCGCCGGUGGCACAGUGCUCCGGGUGGCCAAGGACUUGGCUGAGAACAACAAAGGAGCCCGCGUCCUCGUUGUUUGCUCCGAAAUUACUGCCGUUACCUUCCGCGGGCCUAGUGACACUCACCUCGAUAGUCUCGUGGGGCAAGCAUUGUUUGGCGAUGGUGCUGCUGCUGUUAUAAUUGGUGCAGACCCAGUGCCCGAGAUCGAGAAGCCAUUGUUUGAACUAGUCUCAGCGGCCCAAACAAUCUUGCCAGACAGUGAUGGUGCUAUUGAUGGUCACCUUCGUGAAGUUGGGCUUACAUUUCACCUCCUCAAGGAUGUUCCGGGGCUUAUUUCGAAGAACGUUGAAAAGAGCCUAGUUGAGGCAUUCCAGCCUUUGGGCAUCUCUGACUGGAACUCCCUUUUCUGGAUUGCACACCCUGGUGGGCCAGCAAUAUUGGACCAGGUAGAAGCCAAGUUAGCCCUCAAGCCUGAAAAGCUACGAGCCACAAGGCACGUUCUUUCGGAGUAUGGCAACAUGUCAAGUGCUUGUGUCUUAUUCAUUUUGGAUGAGAUGAGGAGGAAAUCGAAAGAAAAUGGGCUUCAGACCACAGGAGAAGGGCUCGAGUGGGGAGUCCUGUUUGGCUUCGGACCUGGGCUCACAGUUGAGACCGUAGUUCUCCACAGUAUCUCUGCUUAAAGAAAUUCUCCCCUCUAAAAUGGCCCUGCAUUUUUAUUUUAGUUUUUUAGUUUAUUUGGGUUUUUUUCAUUUCCUUCGAAUUUGUAUGGUUAUUGUGGGAGAGCCAAACUCUCUGAUGCUGUGGGUUUGUUGUGGACUGGAAGCUUAACGGCGAUAGAAUUCAUUUAGCAACUUUUAUUGUGGCAAUAAUAAGUUCCCACUUCAUCAUU